UUGAUGCCGCCUCACUCCAGUGCGAGUCAAUAAAACUUUGUGCACUGACACACACAACUUCCAGCACCCGCCAGCUGGGCCAAAAUGGGGAUUAGCAAAGCCGUCUUUCUCUUUCUUUUCUUGCUCAGCUCAGUGAAAGGAGAUAUACUAGAUGACUAUUUAAGAACAGAUGGUGUUUGGAUACUUACUCGGAAUAAACAGUUUUAUAGAACAAACAGUGAAAAAGAAUGUGCAAAGAAAUGUGAAGAUGAAGGAAAUUUUAAUUGCAGGGCCUUCCUAUUCACCAGGAAAAAGCAGCAGUGUUUAACAUUGGCUGAAAAUACCAAAACAACAGUGAUGUUCAGCAGCCCAGAUGCAACUCUUUAUGAAAAGAAAAUUUACCUCCUACAAUGUCGAAAAGGAAAUGGGAAGGACUACAGAGGAAUGGAAGCCAAAACUCGGAGGGGUAUUCCAUGCCAGAAGUGGGAUGAAAAAGCACCCCACAAACCAAAUUUUACGCCUGAAAAACACCCCAGUGCAGGGCUGGAGGAAAACUACUGCAGAAAUCCUGAUGGAGAUGAAAAUGGACCCUGGUGUUACACAACAGAUCCUGCUACCAGAUUUGAUUACUGUAACAUCCCGGAGUGUGAAGGUCAGGACGCGCACAGCGGAGAAGUGGAGUGCAUGCAGUGUAAUGGUGAAGACUACCAUGGAAAAGUUUCCAGAACAGAGUCUGGGAUUGAGUGCCAGCACUGGGAUGCUCAAGAGCCUCAUAUGCAUGGAUAUACCUUGGAAAAUUUUCCAGAGAAGGAAAGAUGAAGAUGAAUUCUGAAGAUGAAUUAUUGCCGUAACCCUGAUGGCGAACUUCAGCCUUGGUGUUUCACUACCAGCCCCACUAAGCGCUGGGAAUAUUGUGACAUUCCUCGCUGCACCACACGCCCACCUGUUUCUGGACCCAGCUCCCAGUGUCUUUCAGGGCAUGGAGAAGACUAUCGAGGCAGGCUAGCCAUCACUGAAUCGGGAAACACCUGCCAACACUGGAACACACAGUUCCCUCACAGACAUGGCUGGAUUCCUGACAGCUAUCCCUGCAAGGGCUUAGAAGAAAACUACUGUAGAAACCCUGACGGAGAGAAAAGGCCUUGGUGCUAUACCAUCAACAGAGCUGUUCGAUGGGAAUAUUGUGCAAUUCCCCACUGUGAUGGGACAGAACAAGAGAUUACUGUCACUGAUGUGCCCGAACAGAGUCCUGUCCCAGAGGAGUGCUAUCGAGGCAAAGGCCUGAGUUACCGUGGCAAAACUUCCUUCACUGUGUCAGGAAAGAAAUGCCAAGCCUGGAACUCCAUGUUCCCGCACAGACAUGAAAAAACCCCAGAAAAAUUCCCAAACGCGGAUUUGAGGGAAAACUACUGUCGAAACCCAGAUGCUGAUAGCCGUCCAUGGUGUUUCACCACUGACCUCAGUGUGAGAUGGGAGUACUGCCGUCUGAUGAGGUGUGAUGAUCAGAUACAAGAACGUGCACCAAACCACUUUCCUGCAAUGACGGCACAGAGCUUUGGCCCAGCUACGCCCACCACAUCUGACUGUAUUAACGGUAAUGGUAAAGAUUAUCGUGGCACAAUAGCAAAAACUGGAAAGGGCAGGACUUGCCAAGAAUGGAGCUCUCAGACACCUCACAGCCACAACUAUUUCACUCCCAUGACUCAUCCAAGAGCAGGCCUGGAUAAAAAUUAUUGCAGGAAUCCUGAUGGAGAUGUAAAUGGUCUUUGGUGCUUCACAACAGACCCAGAAAAAAAAUGGGAGUACUGUGAAAUCCCGCGCUGCUCUUCUUCUCACCCUGACUGCGGAAAAUUCCCAAUGAGAAGAGGGCAAGCCUGUGAGCCCUAUGGCAUGUGUUUUGCGUCUCCAGGAUCUUGGCCUUGGCAUGUCAGUCUCAGGACAAGUACUAAUGUGCACAAUUGUGUGGGCACUCUCAUACAUCCGCAGUGGGUUCUUACCGCAGCUCAGUGCUUGCAACAGUCAUCAGAGCCUUCUUCCUACAGGGUCUUUCUGGGGCUACAGAACCUGAAGGCAACAGAGCCAUCUUUGCAAAUCCGUAGUGUUCUGAAAUUAUUUAGGGAACCCAAUGGAGCAGACAUUGCCUUGCUGAAGAUGAGCAGUCCUGUAACGCUUACUGACCAUGUAAAACCAGUUUGCUUGCCCGAAACAAGUCUGAUGGUGGAAAGAAACACAGUAUGUUUUCUAACUGCCUGGGGAAAAACAAGAGGUACUGACGGAGAUAACAGAUUAAAGGACAUUGAGUUCCCUCUGCUUGAAAACAGAAUAUGCAAUAGCCCUGAAUUUCUGAAUGGAAGUGUCAAAAAUCAUGAAUUUUGUGGUGUACUUACUUUUGGAAGCACAGAUUACUGCGAGGCUGAUGCUGGAGGACCUCUGGUUUGCCGAGAUAAAGACAGAUUUGUCCAAUAUGGAGUCACCUCUUGGGGACUAGACUGUACCCAGCCAUCAAAGCCUACUGUUUUUGUCCAAAUUCCUAGUUUUGUUUCUUGGAUCAAGAAUGUAAUGGUUGCCCACUGAAUCUGGAUGCAGGCUGGCUUUACUGGGAAAGCAGCCUCUGUGUCAGAGAAACAGCAUUCCAAGUAUAGUUUUAAAACUGAGAUAAUUCGUAAGAAUCUUAAAUAAAUAUCGAUACUGGCAGAGAAUGAGCAGUUAUUAUGAAGCAAUAGCCAAGCUGACUGAUUAUUACUGUCAUUAAAUAUGUCUAUGUUGUGCAUGGGUAAGUCCACCAGGCUUCUGCAGCCUUGGCAGAGGUCAGGUUCCUAUUUCAACUCUCCCUUUUGAGAUAUGUGCUGCAACUCAUGAAAGUGGCUUCCUUCUCUGUUCAGACAUCCCCAUUUCUCCUGUGUAUAUGCAAGCAACUGGCCUUUCUGUACGUAUAUGGUCUUCCUACAAACCUGUGCAAGAAACCUUUCCCCAAAUCAGACCUGUCCCUGUCCAAUUGGCAUCUGUCCUCUUUCCGCCACUGCUCUUGGAUAAGGGAAGUAACAGCCAGAACGAGCUUCUACCAUGGGACAGGAGAGGCCAGGUGAGGCUGUGACCUAUGCUGCCAGCAGCUGGACGAAAGCAUGGUGAGGUCGCUUCUCCUUGGGGCUAAUUCCCCCAGUGUUACCACCUAAGCCAAGCUUUGUGCUGAGCUGCAUGGAAAGGAAAAAGAGGUUAGAGUUUUGCAUGAGAAAAGCAGCCACCAGCUCCAAUGGGCAAAGCAGUGAGCCUGAUGGCCUCUGGUACAGUUAAUAUAGCCCUGUGCAUUUUUCACUGAAAUGUUGCUGCUGUUUCAUGCAAAUCAAAGGCUAUUGUUCUUAAUUUCAGGGUUUAAAAAGGCCAUUAUCCCAUGACUUUCUUGUCAGAAAACAGUAUUGUCCUAAUACCAUUUCAUUAAUUUGGAGUGAUUGUUGAUGUAGCUCUCCCUGAACACUCUAAUAAAUAUGACAAAUUUUAUGUGACUAUCCAUUA
Molecule: messenger RNA, 3489 nt
Organism: Struthio camelus australis
Lineage: Eukaryota; Metazoa; Chordata; Aves; Struthioniformes; Struthionidae
Source: RefSeq, a predicted model, not a curated record